Cetraspora pellucida is the source of this 1170-nucleotide messenger RNA. The record is from the annotation of a GenBank genome assembly. NCBI's taxonomy places the organism in Eukaryota, Fungi, Glomeromycota, Glomeromycetes, Diversisporales, Gigasporaceae.
AAUCAAUCUUAAAUGAUAUUUUCUAUUUAAAAACUUUAAAUAUAAAAACUAUACAAACUAUUGAACCUAUUAUCAAAAAUGCAUUGCCCUCAAAUUACAAAUAUUUUAUAGAAUCUUUUGAACAAAUUUUGCUUCAUGAGUUUUUAGGUGCUUAUGAAAAUUCAUUUAUAACUGAGUUUUACAUAAGUAUUACUAAUAUUGAAGAUUCAAAAGUAUGGCUUCAGCAAUUUAUAGACUUACAUAAAGUAACGAUGCGAGAAACACAAGGACGCACCAUCAAAGGCAUUUGUUAUAUCCUCUCAAAACAGUUUUAUUGUAUUCACAGUCAUAUUGUAAAAUCAAAACAAGGAACAAAAUUAAAGAUUCAACUUCAAAAAAAUACUAGCUGCUAUUUAUGUGUUGUUUCUUUAAAUUUUCAUCAUAAUCAUCCUCUUAAAUCGAGCCAUGUUAUGAGUUUUCAUUCAGUUUCUGAUGAAACAAAAAGUGUGCUCUUUGAGCUUUUUGAUGCUGGACAUAAUCCUACUGACAGAGCAAUAAUUCCACAUAGAAAUGAUGUAUAUUAUCUUUAUCAAAAACAUCAUGAGCUAUGUAUAGGUAAUCAAAAUAGUGAAAGUAUGUUUGCUCAGUUGGAAGAAGAAAUGCAACCAUAUGUUGUUUCAGAAAAAGACAAACCUGGACAACUAUUUGUUCUUGUUAUUGUUAUGAAUCUUAUGAAACAUUGUUAUACAUUAAAAGAAGCAGGUGAGUUGGUUUAUAUGAAUAUGACUGCUGGGCUUGAUAUUCUUAAUACUCCUCUACUGAUUCUCUCAACAAGUACACCUGUUGGUGGCCUACCUCUUGCAGUAAUUAUUACAUCAGAUAAGACAGCAGAUACCUUUUCAAAGGCAUUAGAUGUAUUGAAACUCAUAAUUCAACCUAUAGAGUUUGGUGAACAUGAAUCUCUAAGUGGACCACAGGUAAUAAUAAUGGAUGAUUUGAUGUGGAGGUGGUUUUGGGAUGGCAAACAUAAUAUUCAUAAAAAUGACUGUGCAAUUCUAAUUGAACUUAUAAAACAAAUUGUUUUUUCAAAAACAAAAGUAGCACUUAAUCAAGAACUACUGAUCUGGGAUAAUAAUACCAACAAUUAUGCAGAAGCUGGAAUCAGUUUUGAAGGAUAUUAUCUUCAAUCAG